UCAGCCCGUUAGGGGCGUGGAAGUCGGUCCGAGCCAUGUGAUCUUUUCCGCCACACUUCCUUUGUUCCCAAUGGAUCAAGCAUCUUCAGCUCCGUACCAAUUGGUUUUUUGCAUGGGCGGGGCAUAUCGUACGUUUCCUCCAAUAGCGACGCAGAAGGGAGGAGCAAGAUGGCGGCACGGGCUGUGCUUGCUUGCUUUAGGAGCCUGAGGUCUUGCGGGCAGAGCAGGUACCAUUCUCUUGCUCCCUGGCAACGGAUAAGGACCCCAACCUAUGGCUCACAGAACAGUGCCUGUGCACCAAGGGUAGGAGUGCAGUGGGUCACAUCCUCUGCCUCUGGAGAAACCCAACAUGAUUCUAAUGAGGGACAGAUCCACCUCAGUGAGAGCUGUGUAAAGAGGCUGUUGGAGAUUGCAGAAGGGUCUGAAUUCCUCAGGCUGCAGGUGGAAGGAGGUGGCUGUUCUGGUUUCCAGUACAAGUUUUCCUUGGAUACAGUUGUCAAAUCUGAUGACAGGGUUUUUGAACAAGGUGGCGCUCGAGUGGUUGUUGACGUGGACAGCCUAAGCUUUGUGAAAGGAGCAAUGGUGGACUUCAACAAGGAGCUAAUUCGCAGCUCAUUCCAGGUGGUGAGCAAUCCCCAGGCAGAACAAGGCUGCUCCUGCGGAUCGUCCUUCUCAGUUAAACUCUGAUCAAAAUUUUGAUGCGGACUCUGGUGGAUGCUGAGUCACGGGUCCCUUUUCAGCGGCUGCUUUUCCUGGUGGUUUUCAGCUUUCUGCAGCAGCUGGGGUAGUACAAUUCAGGCAGACCUCCGGAACUCAUGAUUGUGUUGGUUUGAAUGGCAUCUCAGACAGGAACCAGUCUCUCACAAGACUCGGCGUGAAGAGGGCUUCUCUCCUUUGUUCUUCCUAUAUACCUUCCCAACAGGACCCUGAUGGCGACUUAUAUAGCAUUUGAAACGGAGUCAGUCACGUUGGGAGAUAUUUAUACAUAGUUGUGUGAUUGAAUGUAUUUAAUUUUAAAAGAGAAUUUCCAGUACAAUAUAACUUCCAUGUAGGUUAGUAGUUCUUUUCCUAUGUUCGUUUGUGUCCAGAUGAAUGCGUGGAAGGAAUGGUUUGAGCUUAUUGGCUCUGCCCCUGCCCUCAGUAUGUUCCAAGAUAGGUUUGCACAGGGCCGAAGGAGUGGGGUGGCCUUUCCAUGAGGCAGGGUGAGGUGGUUGCCUCAGGUGCAAGGAGGGAUACAGGGCAGCAAGUGCUGGGUUCCUGCCACCCCAUCAUCGUGCCACCACCCUUCCUCCUCCUGUUGUGGUGCACUAUUUAUUAAUGGAGGGGUGUCAAGUUGUCUUUGUCUCAGGCACCAACAUGUCUUGGACCACCACUGCCAAUUAUGUAACAGCCAAACUCAAGCAGCAAGAUCUGGAACCCUAGAAAACAGAGGGAUUGUGUGUACAGAAACUCCUCUAUGCAUUAUGAUGUAUGUACAUAGGAGGCAAAUUGUGUUUGGUUGUUGAGGUUUUUUUAAAUGCAUGGGCAGUGGGCAUGACCCCAAUCAGUCCACUCUCCACAUUUCUUCGUACCCAACUGAACCUAUGAAAAAAGCUUGGUCUUUAUAUAAUACAGGCAGAAAUGCUCCAAGAACUGUAUGUAAAGUUCUUGAAUAGCUGCCUUCUCUUCUACCAUUUUCUGUUUCUGGGACUCUUUCUACUUCCCCCCAGAAAUAUGGAUUUUUCAGCACUAGAUCCGUCCCCUUUCUGUACAGGUGGCUAUCAUUAUUCAUGGGGAUCCUGUUCUCACCUAUAGGCAAGAAUAUGGAAACGGUGAAUAAUGAAAUCUUGAGUCAGUGUGAAGGAAGGGGGCAAAAAAGUAAGCGGGGAAGAAAUAAGAGAGGAAAGGGACAGUACCUUAUUCUCCAAGUCUCCAGCAAUGCCCCCCGAAAACAGUCAAAUAUUACCCUCCAACUUUUUUUGUUUUAAAAAAGAGCCACAAAAUGACUCUCUGCCAGAAAUGACACCAGCAGUCAUUUCUGGCCACUCAAAACCACGAAUAGGCAAAUUUUGCCUAUUUUUCUACCUGUGGAUAAUAAAACUGGGUCUCUAAGUCACAGUCGGGUAUGUGAAACCACAGGUAGUCUGCAGAUAAUGAGAGCCGCCCAAACUCCCAUCUGCAUACAGAAGGCUGUUGCCUGUCACUAAAACAAAGUGCUAGGACCUUGUGCAGACAAUGCAAAAAGCUUAAAAGUAGGCAUUUGUAUAGAUUUCUAUAGCUGUAGAAAUUAUAAACCUAAAUAAUUUGGGGGAUUGGCCUCCUGUUUAAGUAGUGAUUGUAAAUGUUCUCUAAAGUGGUUUCUUUGGGGUUUGGCAGUGGGUAUGUUUACAGUGCAAAGUGAAGAGAGGCCUUAUUGCUUAGAUUUCAUAACUUAAGGCUUCUGAUCUCAAUUUGCCACCUCUAAUUAUUUGCUUCUUGGUUUCUGUUCAAAGUAACACAGAGAUUUAGGAAAAGGUGGGGGGGAAGAAUUCUUUCUCAGGUGAAGGAGUUCAGCUGUUAUUGUUUGAAAGGGAGGGAAGAAUUCCAUAAUUACAAUGCUAAAUAAUAAUGCUUUGACUCUAAUCUUCCUGCAAAAUCAGUCAGGAUUUUAAAGCUUCAUGUAUUAUUUGGAAUACAUCUGGGAUUUAUAGGGGAGCACUAUAUGCCUCUAGAGAAAACUUUCCUUUGGCCAGAGAGGAAAUCCUGUGUACAACUGGUGGUCUUUUGCAGGGCUUACACAGAGGAGUGUGUAUCUGCAUUCAUCAUAAUCAUUUGUAGUGUGCCUCAGGUUAUACGUUGCUCUUCAUACAGAUAGAUCUCUGUGCUUUUCAGCUGGGUUUUCACCCCAGCACCCUUUGUGGCUUUUUGAGUUAGAGAAUUUGGGAUCAUUGUUUUCUUCCUGUUUUUGGCUUUAAUUUCCGGUAAUGAGCAAAUUAAGCGAUUUAUCCCAUUUUUAUUUGGAAUAACUGAGGUGCAGGAAAUUAAAUGGCUUGCAAAAUAUGUUCCCAAGCAAUAUCAGACAUGUAAAAACAUAAUCAUAAGUUCAGUAUCUUAUCCUCUACUUAAUGUUGCCUUUUGGCCAAUCUGGUACAAAUGAUAUAUGGAUGCAAAUUAUUGUUAUAAAUCCUGUGUUUAAGGAAGAGAGGUGGCAUGGGAUACACUGUAGCCUUUUGUGUUGCCAUUAACAUUUGUGUUUUCUCUCUGGGUAACUUUGCUCACUGUCCUCGGCUAGAUCCUUGCAUUUGGGGAGGAUAAUAAAGAAGACUGUGUCCUUUAGUCUUUGCUAUGGUAAUGAUGAGGCUAUGAGGGCAGAUUGUAUAUAACCAUGUCAGGUAUGUUCCUGCAUAUAUUCUGUCACUAAAUUGAGGCUGAGCACCCUUUUCUUUGUAAAGAGAUAGCAUGCUACCAUGUUAGAAGUGGCAUGUUGCUGUGGAUUUUUGUGUGUUACUGCCACUAUUGCCCUAUGUGGAAAGAGCAGCGAAACAUUAAUUUGAAACUCUAAAACGCAAGGAUGAGCCAAGAGGAAUGAAUCUGAGCCAUUUUGCCUGCCAGUUUAGUCCAAGGAUACUUUCAGCACAGAGGGGGGCUGCCCUUUACCACUGAAAGAGUCUGGAAGAUACGAGGGAGUAGGGUUUUGGUUUCAUAUCCUUGAAUCCUAAAUCUUUCCCCACCCAUGCAAAUACCCUCUUGGUAGAAGUCGGGGAGGGACUCUGUCUCCCUUGAGUAUUGAAAGUAUCCUGGAAAGGAAGUGGGGAAUUUGAGCUUUGAGGACAGACAUGCAUCUGCUCCCAUUGAUAGCAAAGAAGGCCUGUUCCUCCAAUGCUAAAAUAUCUGGGGGGGCAGCAUUCCCUUGAACAGGGAUUCUCAGAUGUUGUUGACUACAACUCCCUUAAUCCUCAGCCAAAGACCAUUACAGCUGGGAAUGCUGGGAGUUGUAGUGAGCAACAUCUGGGAAUCCCUGUUAGAGGGAACACUGCUGGGGGCAAUUGGGCUUCACACAUCUUCAGAUUCCAGUUCUUACUUUUAGAAGUUUUCUUUGGUGAAAGGGGGCUUAAAACUGGUGACACUUUCAUUGGUCGUCAUGUAUCAAAGUCAUCAAAAAAACACUAUGCUUGUAGUGAACUGUAACUCUCCUUUUUUAACCAGAGUAUGCCUAUCGCACACUGUCCAUUUGCACUUCUUAUGGCCUACUUUGCUCUUCAGUUAGCUUUUCAGUUUUAAGGAGGCAGACUCCACUUGGCAAAGCCCUUGAUGCAUCUGUUGAAGUGACUUAAUGAAGGAAUCAAAUGCUGAGAUAAAUGACAUGCCCUCUUUGAGGAAUAAUGGGGAUUUUGGGAGGCCUGUGAGGGAAACCUUGACAGCAUGAGAUAAAUUUGAUCUGACCUGCUACUAUGAUUGUACUGGUUGAAAUGGAUGAUUUCUUUUUCCGGAAGGGAUUAUGGAAAUUAAGUUUCUGAAGUUUGGGGAAAUAGUAAGUUAGACUAUGAACCCAAACUCCAUUUACAUAAUACGACCUCUAGCAGAACACAAAUGUUCAUGAUACUGUCUUUUUUCUCUCACGUUCUCAGCUGCAAGUUUACAAGAAAUCCAUAUCUGCUGCAUUUCUCUCCACUUGAAUUGCUAGAAUUAUAAUAUUACUUCGCUAGAGGGCAUCCUUGCUCUGUGAGAUUCAAAUGGCUGAAGAAAUGGUCUAUAGAAAAUGUUGGCUUGACUUGUACUGUGAUUGGCUCUGAGCCUGAAAAGUAGUAUUAGAAGUGUGCUUUGUUUAGAAAGUCUCUUAUUCAAGGGUAGUUUAGGCAAUUGGUUCAGCUCUUGUAAAACUGAAAAGCUUUGUCUGCUGACUUGCUGCUUAAAAGGGUCAUUCUGGUAGUCCAAAAUGUGCAGAGUAUAGAGCUGAUGCUGCUAAGGUCCCCAAGUAUAAAGAUGCAAAAGAGUGGCCUGGGGAAGUUGUUAGAGCCAUUAACAAAGGAGCACAAAUGGAGUCAAGGAAUAAUCUGAUCACAAAUUAUUUCAGCUCCCCUAAGCUGUCUAAAUGCAUUGGAGAUUUCCUUCUGCUCUAAUGCAUUCAUACCCUUAAAAAACCUGAGAGCCUCCGAUUAAUGAAGUGAAAAGGCCUAAACAGUGUAAUAUUUAAAUUGUGUUGAGAACAUAAACGCUUCCACUGAAAUUAUCAUUCGGAGCUGUUGUGUUUUCAGAAUCUCUGGAAAUCUGGCAUCUGAUAUACUGGACUUUACACAUAGCAUUUUCCUUUCAUGGGUGCAGAUUGGAGUAACUCUUCGUGUUGUGAAAGUUAUGUGUGCCUGUUUCACCAUCUGUAUGAACUCUGGGAACCUGCUUGCGAUUUGAAUAAAACAGACCUGUGCAUGAUCUUAAUGCCUGUGUAUUAAAAACAUUGCAUGUGGUGACCCUGGAUUAUGGACUUUCAAAUUAUGGUGCAAGAAUUAUUUUCAGGUUGGAUUUGUUUUAGGAUUUAUUAUGAUUGGCUUAAAAUACACUGAUGCCUAUUGGUUGAAUAUACUGACCUCUCUAUUCCUCAAAAGGUUUUCCAACUCCCCAACAUCCCCUUUAUUCAAGGAAACCAUGGAUUGUAGCUGCUGCAUUUGUUUUCCACACAGGAGCAAGAAGAAUAAGUUACUUCCAACUGUUCCAUAACCUAACUGGAACCUUUAAGACAAAUUUAUUUUAGCAUAAGCUUUUGUGAACUACAGUCCACUUCACCAGAUGCAAGUGGACUCUAGUCUACAAAGGUUUGUGUUAAAAUAAGUUGAUUAAUUUUUAAAGUCCCCCAAGACGAUUUGUUUUUCCUGCAACAGAAUAACAUGGCUAGCCCUCUGGAAGCAAUGACCUAACUGGUUGCUUGGUCUUAUGAAGCCAAAACUCCUUCACACUUCUGAUCUGCAAAUGAACCUGUCUGUGAAAUUCAAAUAUAAAGCUAAUAUACUGAC
Messenger RNA from Hemicordylus capensis (graceful crag lizard), 5963 nucleotides. It is a transcript of the gene ISCA2, whose product is annotated as iron-sulfur cluster assembly 2. The transcript has 4 exons. Gene Ontology annotation, molecular function: 4 iron, 4 sulfur cluster binding; 2 iron, 2 sulfur cluster binding; iron ion binding. The coding region runs from base 169 to 687 and encodes 172 amino acids. The record is from RefSeq and is a predicted model, not a curated record. Gene Ontology annotation, cellular component: mitochondrion. Gene Ontology annotation, biological process: iron-sulfur cluster assembly. Lineage: Eukaryota; Metazoa; Chordata; Lepidosauria; Squamata; Cordylidae.